GGCUGCAGCCCCAGGGGGAGGGGCGAGGGGCCCCGGGCGCAGCUCCUUCCCCUCCCCUCCCCCGCCGGGCGCAGGCAUGGCCGUGCUCAGCCCCGGACAGGGCAACGACACCGCAUCCUCCGAAGGGCCCUUCGGGACGAACGGCAACGCUACCGGCAACGCUACUGGCACCUCCGACGUGACCUUCAGCUACCAAGUGGUCACCUCUCUGCUGCUGGGCGCCCUCAUCUUCUGUGCGGUGCUGGGCAACGCGUUCGUCGUGGCGGCCAUUGCCCUGGAGCGCUCCCUGCAGAACGUGGCCAACUAUCUCAUCGGCUCGCUGGCCGUCACCGACCUCAUGGUGUCGGUGCUGGUGUUGCCCAUGGCCGCGCUCUACCAGGUGCUCAACAAGUGGACGCUGGGCCAGGUCACCUGCGACCUGUUCAUCGCCCUCGACGUGCUGUGCUGCACCUCGUCCAUCCUGCACCUGUGCGCCAUCGCGCUGGACCGGUACUGGGCCAUCACCGACCCCAUCGACUACGUGAACAAGCGCACGCCCCGGCGCGCCGCCGCGCUCAUCGCGCUCACCUGGCUCAUCGGCUUCCUCAUCUCCAUCCCGCCCAUGCUGGGCUGGCGCACCCCCGAAGACCGCUCGGACCCCGACAAGUGCACCAUCAGCAAGGACCACGGCUACACUAUCUACUCCACCUUCGGCGCCUUCUACCUCCCGCUGCUGCUCAUGCUGGUUCUCUACGGGCGCAUCUUCCGAGCCGCGCGCUUCCGCAUCCGCAAGACCGUCAGGAAGGCGGAGAGGGGCGCGGACUCCCGCCUCGGGGCGUCGCCCGCCCCGCGGCCCAAGAAGAGCGUCAACGGAGAGCCGGCGAGCAGAGCGUGGGGGCAGGGCGCGGAGCCUAAGGCCGGCGGGGUCCCGUGCGCCAACGGGGCGGUGAGGCUGGGCGAGGACAGCGCCGCCCUGGAGGUGAUCGAGGUGCACCGGAUGGGCAACUCCAAGGAGCACCUGCCGCUGCCCAGCGAGGCGGGUGCGGUGCCCUGUGCUCUCACUUCUUUCGAGAAGAAAAAUGAGCGCAACGCUGAGGCAAAGCGCAAAAUGGCUUUGGCCCGCGAGAGGAAGACGGUGAAGACGCUGGGCAUCAUUAUGGGCACCUUCAUCCUGUGCUGGCUGCCCUUCUUCAUCGUGGCCCUGGUCCUGCCCUUCUGCAAGAACAGCUGCCGCAUGCCCACCCUGUUGGGCGCCAUAAUCAACUGGCUGGGCUACUCCAACUCCCUGCUCAACCCGGUCAUCUACGCCUACUUCAACAAGGACUUCCAGAACGCCUUCAAGAAGAUCGUCAGGUGCAAGUUCUGCCGCGGAUGACGCCGGGGGAGCCGCCGCGAGUCGGCCCGCCCCCUGCUCCCCGCCUCGCGCCACCCCCUGGAAUCCACA
Molecule: messenger RNA, 1423 nt
Organism: Miniopterus natalensis
Lineage: Eukaryota; Metazoa; Chordata; Mammalia; Chiroptera; Miniopteridae
Gene: HTR1A
Product: 5-hydroxytryptamine receptor 1A
Biological process (GO): positive regulation of MAPK cascade; regulation of behavior; regulation of vasoconstriction
Cellular component (GO): plasma membrane
Molecular function (GO): G protein-coupled serotonin receptor activity
Source: RefSeq, a predicted model, not a curated record